This is a messenger RNA of Marasmius oreades (fairy-ring Marasmius), 1854 nucleotides long. RefSeq lists its product as uncharacterized. The transcript has 6 exons. Lineage: Eukaryota; Fungi; Basidiomycota; Agaricomycetes; Agaricales; Marasmiaceae. Bases 1 to 1854 code for a protein of 617 amino acids. The record is from RefSeq and is a predicted model, not a curated record.
AUGCCUAUUGAUAGUCACUCAUCUAAUAGCCUACCACAGACCAAACAGACCACAAUCUCCAAGAAUCGUGGCGGAACACGACCAGGCGCGGGUCGAAAGAAGAAAAACCCGACUUCGACGCUAAUUUCGGUACCGUCUCAGCAGCCCAACCAUUCGACAUCCACAACUCGACCCGCUGCAAUAUUCAAUGCUCGCGUAUCAUCCAUUCCUGUUCCAUCCACUUCACUACCGGCUGCACGUUCUUCAGAAUCUAUGGAAGUUCAAGCUGACCAGCACACUUCGCAAGAUCCGGUCCUUCUCUCUCACGCAAACUGGGAGCAACUUGCGGCGAACAUCGAUUAUGUUGUUGGAAAUGAUGAGAAUGCAGAUAUCGCUGGAAGGGAUACAGUUGUGGAGGAUUCAAUGUUCGGCGCCGAGGAUGAUGUGUCAAUGGAAGAAAGUGCCCAAAUUGCUGAACGCGAAGCGGAGGCCAGCCAAGCCAAAGCAUACUCAGCCAUGGGUAUUUACCUUGAACAGGUACUCAACAACGUUCGACAAGAAAUACAGAAACACAACAUGCCCAGGUGCUACCAGCACGGUGACUUCUGGAUCCGUCCUCGACACCCCAUCUUUUCACUGCAACACGGCGCCAUCAAAACGGAGUUUACUCCAACACUCCUAUAUCAAAAGGAUGUGUUCGUAUGGCUUCCUAGUUUUCUGCCUGGUGCUCCCGAUCGAUUUAUAUGCAGUUGCGGCCGGUAUUUGUCGCGACAUGGCUACAAUGAGAACCCGAUAGCGAGAAGAGUGUCAAGUGCGCCAACAGACUAUUAUCUACUCACCAACCGAUAUUUUUGUGACUGGCGACGGAGAGAUACGACAUCCGAAGGCUGUGGUCAGACGUACCAGGGCACUGACCCGUUAAUUAUUGGACAGUUGCCUCGCCAUGUUCAGGAGGCUUUUCCUUGCUAUCUCUCGCAUCGUGGCGCUGUUGACAAGGAUGUGAUGAACGAGCUCCGCUGCACAAUAGCUACGCGGUUUGGGCCAGAACCGUUUGCGCGAAUGCAGCAGGAACUACAGACCAUUUAUCACAGCCGACUAGAACUCAUGUAUCUGGCCGCUGCUCAACAAUAUGGAAAGAGAGAUGUUCAGCCUUUCUCGUCCUUCAAUGAUCCACUGGGAUAUAACGGUGCAUCACAUUCCACCCAUUAUUUCAAGUCCAUGUUCACCGAGUGGUAUGCAGCACAUCGCAUAUACCUCGAUCGGGUUCAGGCAUCACUUCCACUUACUAUUGCUAAAGCCGAUCAUACAUUCAAAGUUAUGAUACAUAUGGCCAAGAUCAAGGGGGAGCCAAUGCACCGAGCGCUAUAUACUAUUGUCAAUGAAUGGGAACAAGUCCGGGGUCGAGCAGCAUGCUUAACGAAGAGUUUAUCGUAUGUUGAUGAGCAUUGGACAAGUAUCGAACAAGGUCUUAGAGAGCAUGGUCAUCCAACUACGGAGUUUGUCUGGACAGAUGCUCCAAAAGUUGAACAGGCAUAUCACGAGUCAAUCACAAAGUCGCUCCGAAAAAAUGUUCAGCACCCGGAAAUUGAUAAAUGGAGGAAUCUUUUAACCUUCCAAUCAUCAGUUUUGGUGCCUCCAUUUCUUUGUGAUUCAUAUGAUUCCAUUGACAUUGCCUGUGACAAUGUACUCACCUCUCUCGAGCCAGCAAGCUUAGACAAGCUCAUCUUGGUUCUUGAUUCAAAAUCUGAGACAGAACUUGUUGGUGUUGGAGGACCUGAAGGAGUGCCACGAGUGCGAGGUAGUCGAAUUGACCUACUUCAAGUCCGCGUGGGCUCCCAGUCAUAUAUAUUCCGCCUCACCCAGCUCACAGCCUAA